AUGUCUAAUAUUUCACUGACGAUUCUAUCCCGUUCAUCAAAACCUUCGCACAUUUUCCCUUUAAAUUUAGAUUUAAAAGAGAGUUCAACUUUAUUAGAACUCAAGAAGGCUAUUCACUUGAAGCACAAGAAGUUAGACACCACCAGACAGAGGAUUACAACUGUAGAUAAAAAACCAUUAUUGGAUGAUAAAUCCAGCCUUAGUCAACUCAACGUAAAAAAUGGUGACGUACUUUACGUCAAGGAUUUAGGUCCACAAGUUAGUUGGAGAACCGUUUUCUUAGUUGAAUACGCUGGUCCUUUAUUCAUACACCCAUUCUUUUAUCACAUGUCUUCAAUCAUCUAUAGAAAGCCAUUCGAACAUUCAGAAAUGCAAAGGAUCGCAUACAUUUUGGUCUUAUUACACUUCUUCAAGAGAGAAUUCGAGACAGUCUUUAUACAUAGGUUCUCAAACGCAACAAUGCCUUUCAUGAAUAUUUUCAGAAACUCAGCCCAUUAUCACCUUUUAUCUGGUUUCCUUAUAGCUAUUGCAAUUUAUGGUCCUUGGUAUUCAGUUGAAGCACUCAAAGAUUCACAUAGAUCAAACAACGGUUACUUAUCCUUCUGGAUUGCAUUUUGGUUGUUUAACCAAAUUUCAAACUUCAUUACACACGUCAAAUUGCGUAAUUUGAGACCUGCAGGUUCAACCAAACGUGCUAUUCCAACUGGAUAUGGUUUCGAUUGGGUUACAUGCGCAAACUACUUUUUCGAAAUUGGUUCAUGGCUUGGUAUUUUAGGAUUGACUGGUUCCUGGGCUGUUGCUAUCUUCCUUCUUGUCAGUGCAGGUACGAUGGCUAAGUGGGCUAAGAAGAAGGAUCAAAACUACAGAAAGGAGUUUGGAGACAAAUACCCAAAGAGCCGUCGCAUUCUUAUUCCAUAUAUUUGGUAAUUUACUUGUUAAU
Molecule: messenger RNA, 940 nt
Organism: Wallemia mellicola CBS 633.66
Lineage: Eukaryota; Fungi; Basidiomycota; Wallemiomycetes; Wallemiales; Wallemiaceae
Exons: 4
Coding region: 1-927 (308 amino acids)
Biological process (GO): very long-chain fatty acid biosynthetic process
Molecular function (GO): protein binding; oxidoreductase activity, acting on the CH-CH group of donors
Source: RefSeq, a predicted model, not a curated record